AGAGAAAUCAGAAGUCACAGAGGCAGCAGCAGAAAUCCUUAAAAAUCUUUACCUGAAAUGUCCACAAAAUCUUUCUUAAUAGUUUAGCAACUCAAUGGCAUUGGUUGCUACAACAUGCCAUUUCACCUUAGACACGAUUAUGCCACAGGCCCUAUCGCUGCUCGAAAGAUGUUCAAGUAUGGAGGAAUUAAAGCAAGUCCAUGCCCAUAUGUUCAAAACCGGCCUUAUCUUAGAGACUAUCCCAGUAAGCAAGCUACUAGCUUUCUCCUGCUCCCCAAAAUCCGGGAACUUACCCUAUGCCCACAUGAUUUUUGACAGAAUCAGCAGACCCAACACUUUCAUGUGGAACAAGAUGAUCCGAGGAUAUGCUGACAGCACUAAACCAGAGCAAGCAUUGAAGCUGUAUCAUCAAAUGCUCCGUGAUUCAGUUCCACACAAUGCUUACACCUUCCCCUUCCUGCUAAAAGCCUGUUCCAGUCUGUCAGCCAUUGAAGAGACUCAACAAAUUCAUGCCCACAUCAUAAAGUUGGGUUUUGCUUCAGAUGUUUAUGCUACAAAUUCCCUUCUUCAUGCAUAUGCCACAUCUGGUUUCAUAAAAUCUGCGCAAGUCCUCUUUGAUCGGAUCCCACAACCAGAUGUUGUCUCUUGGAACUCGACGAUUGAUGGAUAUAUGAAACAUGGGUACACUGAAAUAGCCAACCAACUUUUCAGAGAUAUGCCAGCAAGAAAUGCCAUUUCAUAUACAAUCAUGAUUUCCGGCUAUGUCCAGGCAGGACUUGACAAAGAGGCUCUGGAUCUAUUUCAAGAAAUGCAGAUCGCAGGCGUCAAACCUGACAAAGUAGGGCUGGCAAGCGUACUUUCAGCAUGCGCAAAUUCUGGAGCCUUGGAUCAAGGAAGAUGGAUUCAUGCAUACAUCAACAAGAAUGGAAUCCAAGUGGACAAAAUUUUGGGCUGUGUUCUUAUAAAUAUGUAUGCAAAGUGUGGGAGUGUGAAAGAAGCUCUAGAAGCGUUUAAGAAAAUAGGGAAGAAGAGUGUCUCUGUGUGGACUGCAAUAAUUUAUAGUUUUGCAAUUCACGGUUGUGGAAGAGAAGCCCUAUACUGGUUUAUGCAAAUGCUAAAAGCAGGAAUUAAGCCAAACCUGAUAACUUUUACAGCAAUUUUGACAGCAUGCAGUUAUGCAGGAUUGGUUGAUGAAGGAAAAUCACUAUUUGACAGCAUGGACAAAGUUUAUAGCUUGAACCCAACAGUAGAGCACUAUGGAUGCAUGGUUGAUCUACUCGGUCGAGCAGGUUUGCUGAAGGAAGCAACAGAUCUGAUUGAGCGAAUGCCAGUAAAACCAAAUGCUGUCAUAUGGGGAGCACUACUAAAUGCCUGUCAUAUUCAUGGAAAUAUAGAAUUAGGUAAGCAGAUAGGGAAAUUCCUAAUUGAAUUGGACCCUGAUCAUGGUGGCCGGCACAUUCACUUAGCAAACGUUCAUGCUGCUGCUGGGGAAUGGAAUGAAGCAGCUGAAGCAAGAAGGCAUAUGAAUGAAUAUGGAGUAUCCAAACUUCCAGGAUGCAGCUCAAUCAUUCUGGAUGGGGCCGUUCAUGGAUUUUUGGCUGGGGAUGGGUCCCAUCCUCAAAUGAAAGAAAUUUAUUGCAUGUGGUACAACAUUGCUGUGCAACUAAGACAAGAAGGAUAUAAAACUACAACACUGAAAUUUCUUACAUGAUCUCAAGGAAGCGGACAAAUAAAUUGCAAAGAAGCAACUGGUCAGAAGCUGGUUAUUGCAUUUAGGCUAAAUCAGUACAAUUGGGUAGUUAAGAAUAUGAGAGGACUGUCACAUGGUAAUGAAACUCAUUUCCCAGAUUUAUUAUAGGGGAGAUAGUCAAAGGGCACUACAGAAAUAGUCCCAGCUUCCACAGAUAUCAGGAAUGUACUUGUGAAGAUAAUGAACAUCUAAAAUACCUUGGCAUUUUCAACACAAACAAAAUCUCGUAACAUGCUUCCAUCUGUAUGUGUGGAUUCCACAGCAUCUGACCAACUGCAAUGAGUAAAAACCAUUGGAGUAACAGAAAUGUGAACAACGGCCGUUUAGGGAUAUCUUGAAGAAAGCAAAACAGAGUAUCAAAUAAGGUCCCAUCUCACACACUUUCUAUUCUUGAUGGUUAUUACAUCACUCAAGCCAUUGUCAAGUUGCAGCUUGUCAGGGCAUCAAGGUAAAUGCAGUCUACAAAGCCAGGGAAAGUGACCACAUCCCUGACUAAGUAAAGAAAUAUUUUUGAGAAAUGACCUAGAGUUUUCAACUCAUGCUGCUUCCUCCUUGAGCAUGCCUUGGCAAAAGAUUGAUUAGCACUUCCCAUUUUUAAUUUCGAUAAACAGAAUAAAUGUCACAAGCCUAAGAGAAACGAUCUUUGAUAGAGAGCAUUGAGCAUUUUGAUGAUAGAUUAAGAGUGAAAAUGUGUUUUGCAACCUUUCAAACCUCUUAUAGUUGCACUAGUCACAGAAGCCAGCAUAAAUCAUAUUAAAUCAAUUUUGACUAUGCAUCAUGUAUUUCUGAAGCCACUUAAAUGCUCAAGGAACAAAAAAAAAAUUCUCGAGGUCCCAUAUUUAUCUUUUGGACCAAUCAAAAUUUAAAUACUUAUGCUGUGUGAAAAUCAAACAAUUGGAAAUAUAUAUAUAUGUAUGUAUGCAUACUUAAGGUGAUUGCGAAUAUGGGAGAGUUAACUAGAAUAACUGGUAACAUAGGCAUAAGCCCACAUAUUCUGAACUAGAAGAUACACAGUUGUUUCUAAAGAACAUGUCAAGGCCAACACAUUAUAUAGCCAAGAUGAGUGCUGCUUUCCUAAAGAAAAAUAACCGACUACCUUGUAUAAAGCCUGGAAAAAAAAAAUCCCACAUAGCACGACUACAUGGACCAUCUUUGAGCAUGAGAGGUACUGCAGAUUUCCUCCACAUUUUCUGAAUCAAUAAUGUAGCCAUCCAUAUUCCUUGCUAAUCUAUGCCGUUAAGUACAAAUGCAAUCUCAAAGUUAUAAAAUAAAUAAAUAAAAUUAAAGCUCAAGACAGAUGAAACCAGUCAAGCUCUCACAAGAAAUAGGGACAAGCUUUCACUAUUACUGAGUGAUAAUAUGAAAUUGAUCACGAUUUACUCCUAUCAAGAAAACCAUAAACCACAUAUAAAUGCAGAACUAAAUAGCAGCUAAGCAUUCACUGCUAGCUUACCAUCGACAAAAAUGGAAUAAAUCCCCCCAAAGUUAGCAAUCAGAUUUGCAAAACAGCCCACUAUCUCAUAAAACGUUGAUCAAUAAGAUCGACAAGAUUUUGUAGAAUGAAGCAAUCUAAAAUGAAACAACCAUCUUAAACCAAUGUCUAUUAGAAAAGGCAAAAGGCACAUCAAAUUCCUAGAAUCUGAAGGAGAUUGUAGAGAGAGAAAUGGAAGAGACUCACCGGUUGGCUCGGCGGAGUUUAAGAGGAGUAGAAGAAAAAGGCACGGAAAGUGUCGCCACAGCUAACGACGGUGCGCUCAUUAGCUCAUCGUAUAAUGGAAAAAUCAGGGUGACGACAACAUAUAUAUGUUCAUCUAUAUAAUGAAAAAGGUUUUUUUUUUCUUCUUUUUUUUGUAAUCUUCAAACGGCAAUUUCUCAAAUUGCAGCAGUCCUGGACAAAUAUGGAGCAGUUGUUAGGUGGUAAAUCCAUAAUCCAAACACAUCCUUAGAAAAAAUUUAUGAAAUAUCAGAAUUUCAUUUAUUUUUAAUUUUAUCUUAAAUUGAUUUGUCUCUCUUCUUGGUGAGAGAGAGCUCUGGGAUUCUUGUCCCUCUUUUAUCCGGGUCUUUGCCGGUUUUUCUGCCUCGGUAGGAGGCUCUCCUAGUCCCUUCCGGGCCGUGGAGGGCCUCCUCCCUGCCCGGCUGUGGGUUUUCCCUCCCCACAGUCGGUGAGGUGUAAAUAUUUCCUUUUUUGAUGUUUGGCAGUCGUGCUUCAUGUGGAGGGAUUUGUUUGAUCUGCUUUGUGUUUUCUUCUAGUUCUUGCAUGGAUCUUGUUUUUCUUUUGUUUUUACAGGUUGAGGGUUUUUCAGCUAUGGCGGUAAAAUGGCUUAUCGGCGAGUGGUGGUGAGCGGCAGUUCGUGUAGGUGGUCUCAGAUGUCGAGACGGUUCACCAAGAAUCACUGGUUGCCCCCUCAUCGUUCAUUUUGUGAGCUGUACGAAGCCUCCCUUGACCGUGGAGGUGGCUGCUGUGUCGAUCUGGAGGCUGUUUCCCUCUGUUCAAGCGGCAACGGCUUCCCAUCCAUGCCAGAUUUGGGUUGUAUAUUGGUUGUUUAGUUUGAAGAAUGGGUCUCUGUCCUUGGAGGGUGCAGUCGGCUUAAGCUUCUACGGUCGCCUUCCUUGGGCUUCAGUAAGUGUUGAGAGUGAGGUUUUCUGGCCAUGAUUGAUGAAACUUCCACCAAUUUCUUUUUCCAUCAGGCGGCCGUACAACCCAGAGAGAGGGUUACAUUUUCUGCUUCUUUCCGGAUCUUUUGUCCGGGUCAAGUAUGGGUUAGGGUCCUUGGGUUCAAGCUUUGGACCUUGUAUUUUUCUCCAAUCAAUGACAUUUUAUCUUUGAUAAA
Messenger RNA from Manihot esculenta (cassava), 4581 nucleotides. RefSeq names its product pentatricopeptide repeat-containing protein At5g66520. Gene Ontology annotation, molecular function: protein binding; RNA binding. Gene Ontology annotation, biological process: RNA modification. The record is from RefSeq and is a predicted model, not a curated record. Lineage: Eukaryota; Viridiplantae; Streptophyta; Magnoliopsida; Malpighiales; Euphorbiaceae. The transcript has a single exon. Bases 95 to 1711 code for a protein of 538 amino acids.